CCCAACAGGUUAGCUGCUAGCUAGUCUAGGAUCCACCCGGAAUUUCGCAGGAAGGGGGAGGAGGGAGGAGGAAGACUGCCAGAGGGGGUAGAGCCUUACUAGAGGACAGAAGGAGGGAGGGAAAGAGAGAUAGGAGCGAGCGAGCGAGCGAGAGGGAGCGCUGCGCCGUUUUAAAAGGACUUACACUUCCUAAUGAAUAUUUAUCCGCCGCUGCUACCUGCUCCCAGCUUCCCUUACCUUUCAUCAGGUCAGUCCAUGGUAUUCCGCUCCCCCCUAGACCUCUAUUCCUCCCACUUCUUGUUGCCAAACUUCGCCGCCGAUUCUCACCAGUGCGCCCUACUUCUGGCGAGUAGCGGCCGCGGGAGCGCUGCGGGCGGAGGCGCAGGAGGCGCAGGCGGCGGCGGCGGCGGCGGGAACCGUGCGGGCAGCGGCGGUGCUGGCGGAGGCGCAGGCGGCGGAGGCGGCGGCGGCGGCGGCGGCGGCGGUGGUGGUGGUGGCGGCGGCGGCGGCGGCGGUGGCUCCAGGGCCCCCCCGGAAGAGUUGUCCAUGUUCCAGCUGCCCACCCUCAACUUCUCGCCGGAGCAGGUGGCCAGCGUCUGCGAGACGCUGGAGGAGACGGGCGACAUCGAGCGGCUGGGCCGCUUCCUCUGGUCACUGCCCGUGGCCCCCGGCGCCUGCGAGGCCAUCAACAAGCACGAGUCCAUCCUGCGCGCGCGCGCCGUGGUCGCCUUCCACACGGGCAACUUCCGCGACCUGUACCACAUCCUGGAGAACCACAAGUUCACCAAGGAGUCCCACGGCAAGCUGCAGGCCAUGUGGCUCGAGGCGCACUACCAGGAGGCGGAGAAGCUGCGCGGCCGCCCGCUCGGCCCCGUGGACAAGUACCGCGUGCGCAAGAAGUUCCCGCUGCCGCGCACCAUCUGGGACGGCGAGCAGAAGACGCAUUGCUUCAAGGAGCGGACUCGGAGCCUGCUGCGGGAGUGGUACCUGCAGGACCCCUACCCCAACCCCAGCAAGAAACGCGAACUGGCGCAGGCCACCGGCCUCACCCCCACACAAGUAGGCAACUGGUUUAAGAACCGGAGGCAGCGCGAUCGCGCCGCGGCGGCCAAGAACAGGCUCCAACAUCAGGCCAUCGGACCGAGCGGCAUGCGCUCGCUGGCCGAGCCCGGCUGCCCCACGCACGGCUCGGCAGAAUCGCCGUCCACGGCGGCCAGCCCCACCACCAGUGUGUCCAGCCUGACGGAGCGCGCGGACACCGGCACCUCCAUCCUCUCGGUAACCUCCAGCGACUCGGAAUGUGAUGUAUGAUAGCCAAGGCCGUCCUCUCCUCCUCCCCUCUCCAUCCCCCUCCCUCUUUUUCUCUUCUCUCUCCCCCCCCCCCCACUUCUCCCAAGCCCUCCUCCUCCUCCUCCUCUUCCUCCUCUUCUUCUCCAUCCCUAGAACAAACCGAAAUCAGGAUACACAACCAUACACACACACACACACACACACACACACACACACACACACACAGUCCAUACACACUUCCCCACCCCAGCCAAAAGAAAGAAAGAAAAAAAACAAACAAACAACAUUUAAAUAAUUUAAAACCAAGAAAAAUAAAUUAACCGCAAAUCAUCAACAACUCCCCCCGCCCCUUUCCCACCACCAUCUACCACCAAGGCCACCCCCAAAGGACCGCCAAGCCAACAGACAGUCUCAAACGCUGAUACUGCGGGGCAGCAAAACAUAAAAGAGGUGACAAUUGUAUACUUUCUAGGACAAGCACGGCUCUUCCGUUUGGUCCCCACGGACCCGGCACCCCAACUGCAUGACGAUUUAUUUGUAUCUGGGAAAAUAUUCUCUCUAGUUUAAAAUGAUUUAAAGAAUCGACUACGUUAAAAAAAUAAAAACAAAACAAAUAAAACAGAACAGCCUCCACCACCACCGUCACGACAAGAGGACAAAAGCAAAACAGACAAAAAGAAAAAAAAAAAAACCCGCCAUCUCCAUUCCGAAUUUGUUUUAAAAAAAAAAAGAAAAGAAAAAGAAAGAAAGAAAAAGAACUCGAGAGAGAAAUGGCAAACGUUCCUCACCUUUUGUUGCGCUCUCUCUCUCUCUCUCUCUCUUUUUCCUCUCUCGCUCUCUCUGUUUUUAAGUCCAAGUAUUGGUCAAGCAAGAUGCAAUUUUCUGUUUUUUGUUCAGCAGACAAUCAUGUUCUUCGAAAGCACCUUUUUCUCUUCACUCUGUCACUACCUGUGUGGGUACUGGUUAUAAAUGUGGAAAAAGAAUAGUUAUGACUGUAACAGAUUUUUAUUUUUAUUUCAAAAUUUUAUAUGAAUUAUGUAUAUCUUAAUGAUCGGUCAUUUUCCCAGUUUGUAAUAUAUGUGUAGAAAUUGCCUGUAUAUGAUAUUGCUUUUUCUCCUCUUCCCCCAUUCUUUCUCUUCUCUCUCCUUCCUCCCUCCUACCCUCCCUUCCCGUUCCGCUUUUUCCUUUCUGGGGUUCCUCCUUCCACCCGGUGUUCCUGGCCUUGACGACUGGCAGUCCAGGCCUGGAGAAGCGGCCAGGGUUCGGACCCGGGGACCCCCGUGGCUAGCGAAAGCAGAGAGUGAGACCGUAGUAUUCUUAUGCAAAAGCUAUUCAAGUAUUUCUUAGCCGCAUUGGAGGUAUCACUCACUCCCUGUAGGGCGCUUUUACUGUUAUCUUAACUGCGUGUUUAUCUAUAUGUAAAAACUUUCUAAAGCAAAUACAAUAUUCUCCAUUUUCUUAUCA
Messenger RNA from Jaculus jaculus (lesser Egyptian jerboa), 2754 nucleotides. It is a transcript of the gene Six3, whose product is annotated as SIX homeobox 3. Gene Ontology annotation, molecular function: RNA polymerase II cis-regulatory region sequence-specific DNA binding; DNA-binding transcription factor activity, RNA polymerase II-specific. Gene Ontology annotation, cellular component: transcription regulator complex; nucleus. Gene Ontology annotation, biological process: regulation of transcription by RNA polymerase II; eye development; brain development. The coding region runs from base 193 to 1311 and encodes 372 amino acids. The record is from RefSeq and is a predicted model, not a curated record. Lineage: Eukaryota; Metazoa; Chordata; Mammalia; Rodentia; Dipodidae. The transcript is spliced from 3 exons.